Messenger RNA from Coniosporium apollinis CBS 100218, 1518 nucleotides. RefSeq lists its product as uncharacterized. Bases 1 to 1518 code for a protein of 505 amino acids. The record is from RefSeq and is a predicted model, not a curated record. The transcript is spliced from 2 exons. Lineage: Eukaryota; Fungi; Ascomycota; Dothideomycetes. Gene Ontology annotation, cellular component: mitochondrion. Gene Ontology annotation, molecular function: molybdenum ion binding; oxidoreductase activity.
AUGCAGUUCCAGACUAUGUCGUAUUGGCAGCUGGGGGGAAGAAAUAUCGAUAAUCAGAAAUGCGACUUCAUGGUUAGAUCCUCCAUGCUCUCUAGGGUGCAGAAUCUACGGCUGGUAGAUUUGUACCGCCACGGUUCUGAGUCAAUAUGGGUCACAAAAGGAACCAAUGUCUACGAUAUCACAGAAUGGGUGCCGAGUCAUCCAGGCGGAGAAGUGAUUUUACGAGCGGCGGGCGGUAGCAUCGACCCUUACUGGAAGAUUUUUUCCAUUCACCAGAAACAAGACGUCUAUGACAUAUUGGAGCAAUAUCUCAUCGGCACCAUUGACCCAAAGGACCUAGUCGAUGGUCAGGUCCCGAGUGAACAUGUUCCCAACCCAUUCGCCUCUGAUCCCGAACGAGAUCCCAGGCUGCGCGUGCACAGCGAACGGCCUUGCAAUGCAGAGACCCCUGUAUCAGAGCUGGGCACGUUCAUCACUCCAAAUGACGUCUUCUACGUGCGCAACCACCUCUGGGUCCCAGACUUGGGCAAGCCAGAAGACUACAGCCUGACAGUCGAGCUGUACGACGGUACGGAGAAGAAGUACACGCUGCAAGACCUGCGCGACAAGUUCCAUGAGCACACCAUCACCGCAACGCUCCAGUGCUCCGGCAACCGUCGCUCUCACAUGACCGCCAACGCACGCAUGACCAACGGACUCCAAUGGGAAGUUGGUGCGAUAGGGAACGCAGAAUGGACGGGCGUCCGCCUACGCGACGUCCUAGCCGACGCCGGACACGCCGUCGACGACGUCCCCAAAGAAGUGAAACACGUCCAAUUCUCCGCCGUCGAAGCCUACGGCGCCUCCAUCCCCAUCGCCAAAGCCGCAGACCGAUUUGGCGACGUGCUACUCGCGUACAAGAUGAAUGGCGAAGCCCUCCCGCCGGACCACGGCUUCCCCCUGCGCGUCCUGGUACCAGGCAACGUCGCAGCCCGCAGCGUGAAGUGGGUCAACAAGAUCACCCUCUCGGACGAGGAGUCGCCCUCGCAGUGGCAGCGGCGCGACUACAAGUGCUUCGGCCCGAACGAGGGGCCCAAUCCGAACUGGGACGCUGCGCGCAGUAUCCAGGAAAUGCCGGUGCAGUCCGCCAUCACCUCGCUGCGGCAGGUAUCUUCGCACUCUCCGCAAGCGCGCAAGUGGAUGCACGUCUAUGGUCUAGAGGAGGAUUCUGUGCUUCUGGAGGGCUAUUCCUUCAGCGGCGGUGGCCGUGAGAUCGUCCGCGUUGAUAUCAGCGCUGAUGACGGCCGCUCGUGGCAUCAGGCGGAGCUGCUAGAGGCCGAGACUAAGGGGAGCAAGGCGUGGGCGUGGAGGCGCUGGCGCUUCAUCAUUCCGAAUAGUCAGGCGGGGAAGGUGUUUGUGGUCAAGGCGGUUGAUGAGGCGUAUAAUACUCAGCCGGAUAGCUAUGAACCUCAUUUCAACUUUAGGGGAAACUUGACGAGUGGGUGGCAGCGGGUGGAAAACAAGCCGAUACCUAGCUAG